Messenger RNA from Erythranthe guttata (spotted monkey flower), 2096 nucleotides. The record is from RefSeq and is a predicted model, not a curated record. NCBI's taxonomy places the organism in Eukaryota, Viridiplantae, Streptophyta, Magnoliopsida, Lamiales, Phrymaceae.
AAUAAUUUCUAUGCCCUACCAAAUUAAAUUAUUAAAAAAAAAAAAAGUGGGCCCCACUUCUCCCACUUGUAUUUCACUAUAUAAAUUGACCCCAGCUUGCCUUCACAAUUCAUCAAACUAGUCAUUCAUUCAUUCAUUCAUUCAUAAUAAUAUCUAUCUCUCCUCUCUCUCUCCUCUUUCUCUCUCUAAAACAUUCUGGUUGGUCACAAUGGUGCUCUCCAAGACAGUGUCUCAAAGCGACGUGUCCGUUCACUCCACAUUCGCUUCUCGAUAUGUUAAGCAUUCUCUUCCCAGGUUUAAGAUGGGGGAGAAUUCGAUACCGAAGGAAGCAGCGUACCAGAUAAUAAACGACGAGCUGAUGCUUGACGGAAACCCACGUCUGAAUCUGGCCUCAUUUGUGACCACGUGGAUGGAACCAGAGUGCGAUAAGCUUGUUAUGGCUUCCAUUAACAAAAACUAUGUCGACAUGGAUGAGUACCCUGUCACCACUGAGUUACAGAAUCGAUGCGUGAACAUAAUCGCGCAUCUAUUCAACGCGCCGCUCGAAGAAGAAGAGACUGCCGUAGGUGUGGGGACUGUCGGAUCAUCGGAAGCCAUAAUGCUCGCGGGAUUGGCAUUCAAGAGGAAAUGGCAAAACAAGAUGAAAGCGCUCGGUAAGCCGUACGACAAGCCAAAUAUCGUGACCGGUGCUAAUGUUCAAGUUUGUUGGGAGAAGUUUGCGAGAUAUUUCGAAGUGGAGCUCAAGGAGGUGAAGCUUCAAGAAGGGUACUACGUGAUGAACCCCGACAAGGCGGUUGAGAUGGUUGAUGAGAACACUAUUUGCGUGGCCGCUAUCUUGGGGUCCACACUUAACGGAGAAUUUGAAGACGUCAAACGACUCAAUGAUCUCCUCGUCGAAAAGAAUAAAGAAACGGGAUGGGACACUCCAAUUCAUGUGGAUGCAGCAAGUGGUGGGUUCAUUGCACCAUUUCUAUACCCGGAGCUGGAGUGGGAUUUCAGAUUGCCGUUGGUGAAGAGUAUUAACGUGAGCGGGCAUAAGUACGGGCUAGUGUACGCCGGUAUUGGUUGGGUUGUCUGGAGGACUAAAGAUGACUUGCCUGAUGAACUCAUCUUUCACAUUAACUAUCUUGGAACUGAUCAACCUACUUUCACUCUCAACUUCUCUAAAGGUUCUAGUCAAAUAAUUGCUCAGUACUAUCAACUUAUUCGCCUGGGUUAUGAGGGAUACCGCAACAUAAUGGAGAACUGCCAAGAAAACGCAAAGGUCCUAAAGGACGGCCUCGAGAAAACGGGGAAAUUCACCAUCGUGUCGAAAGACGAGGGGGUGCCGCUAGUGGCGUUCAGCCUGAAAGACCACAGCCGCCACAACGAGUUCGAGAUCUCCGAGAUGCUCCGCCGAUUCGGGUGGAUCGUCCCGGCGUACACCAUGCCGGCGGACGCGCAGCACAUCACGGUCCUUCGCGUGGUGGUCCGAGAAGAUUUUUCGAGGACGCUCGCCGAGAGGCUCGUCGCCGACAUCGAGAAGGUACUCCACGAGCUCGACACGCUCCCGUCUAGGGUUACGGAGAAGCUCAAGGUUGAGGAAGAGCACCAUGAGGUUGUUAAGAAGACUGCCAUUGAGGUGCAGAAGGAGAUUACUGCUGCUUGGAGGAAGAUGGUUGCUGAUAGGAAGAAGACCAGUGCUAUCUGCUAAUUACAACGAUUUUUACGAGUUUUUUUGCAAUUCGUACCCCUGUUUUAUAUCAGAUUGCUAAAAACUACCCUACUGUUAUUUUAUUUGCAAAAAUACCCCUAUGAUUUUUUUUUUGAAUCAUUUGGGGCUUUUGCAGAUAAAAUAAUAUUGGUAAUUUUUUAGCAAUUCGAUAUAACAGAAAGGCACUAAUUGCAGUAAACCGGGAUUUUUAUUUUUCGAUUAAUAACUCAAUUGUCGUAUUGAGAGUUGUGUUUUUUAAUUUUUAAUAUUUUUUCUCAAACUAGAGGCUAUUUAGUUUGAGCCAUUGCUGCAGUAUUUGGUUCUUGGGUUGUGUAAUUGUGUUUAAGGAUACAUUUAUUAUUUUGUGUUUUUUUACUAAUUUGUGAUGUGGAGUAUUUCGAAA